GUAUCAACCCAUCACCGUCAAGCACUACAGUUAUAGUCCUAUCCUGUUUAUAAUACCCUCUGUACUCGGCAAGCUUUGUCUGCAAGUUAAGCCGCUAGUCGUUGCACAGGAUGCCUGCGAAAGUGCUCUUGAACGGUUGCGGGAGGAUAGGUCGCCUUGCGUUCCGGUUAGCAUGGGCGCAGCACGACGUUUUCCAGUUCGUUCAUCUGAAUGACAUCACUGCCAUUGAUUCCGUGGCCUACCUUUUGAAGUACGAUUCAGUUCACGGCACGUGGGGCCCAGAAGUUUCCGUGGAUGGCAACUGCAUCGUCGUCCGGGAGGGCGACCGAGAGGAGCGCAUACCCUACACCAACUCCAACACCAUUACAAACAUCUCGCUCGCGGAGGGCGUCUCUGUUGACAUGGUGUUCGAGUGCACCGGCGUCUUCCUCACUCGCGCCAAAUUGGCGCCCUACUUUGAGCAGAUGGGGGCCAAAAAGGUGGUGGUUUCGGCGCCGGUGAAGGACACGCCCGCCGUACUGAACGUGGUCAUGGGCUGCAACGAGUCCCUGUACGAUCCCGCUGCCGACCACAUCGUCACCGCCGCCUCCUGCACCACCAACUGCCUGGCGCCCGUGGUCAAGGUGGUUCACGAGAAGCUGGGCAUUGCGCGCGGCUGCAUCACCACCAUCCACAACCUCACCAACACGCAGACCCUGGUGGAUGCGCCCAACGCCAAGAAGGCGGAUCUGCGCCGAGCCAGGUCGGGGCUGGUGAACCUGGCGCCCACCUCCACGGGCAGCGCCACCGCCAUCGCACUCAUCUUCCCGGAGCUCAAGGGCAAGCUGAACGGCCUGGCGGUGCGGGUGCCGCUGACCAACGCCUCCAUCACCGACUGCGUGUUCGAGCUGCAGCGGCCCACAACGGAGGAGGAGGUCAACCGGCUGCUCAAGGAGGCGAGCGAGACGUACCUGAAGGGCAUCCUGGGCUUUGACGAGGUGCCCAAGGUCAGCACCGACUACGUGAACGACUCGCGCAGCUCCAUCGUGGACGCGGCUUGCACCCAGGUCAUUGACGGCACCAUGGUCAAGAUCUACGCCUGGUACGACAACGAGUGGGGCUACAGCUGCCGCAUGGUGGACCUGGCCAAGUACGUGGCGGAACGGAUGUGAGGCUGCGGAGCUGGGGCGGGGUAAGGAGAGGAGCCGCUAACAAAACCACUACUGUUCCAAUCAAAGGGGUUGCUACAGAUGUGCACGUUGGCCAUGAAACCCAGAGGUGGUGCACCCUGGUGUGCUGCAGACCACACUCGAGCGGGUCGCCUGUCUUACUUAUUCAAUAUGGUUGUGCAGUGGUGAUGGCUGAUGAUAGGCAGUAGCAGCUGCUGGUAAGGCGGAGUGUGCGUGUAUCUGUCCGGCUGCAUGGCGGGACAUAACGGGUGAGCGGUUGUGGGGCCCACAUCGCCGUAAUGCUGGUGAUUGGGGCAAGCGAUGAGGGCAGCUGCAACAGGGUAGCCGACAUCGUGCCGGUACCUGCAGCAGCGCGAUUUCAAGACGAGAACCAUUAAAGGAAUGUGUCGGCCUUUUCGGGGCCGGCUCCAGCGCCCACCACACUUCCCACUCGUGUUGAGCAGCAG
Messenger RNA from Astrephomene gubernaculifera, 1615 nucleotides. The record is from the annotation of a GenBank genome assembly. Lineage: Eukaryota; Viridiplantae; Chlorophyta; Chlorophyceae; Chlamydomonadales; Astrephomenaceae.